UCCUGGCUUGUGUGACAUUCGUAUAUGUUCUCUGGCUUGUUAUUUUCUGAUUUCAGCAUGUAAAGUGAGAAAGUGUGGGUGUUAAUUCAUUACUACACAAUAUGGAAAUUGACAGUGAUAUAUCCUCUGGCGAGGAGGAAACUUUGACAGCUGGGGAAGUGCUCCAAAUCUUAGAAGAAUCUUGGCUGAACGAAAAGUUUAGUCCAGAAAUUUUACCACACCGAAACGAAAUGGUUGAGUGUAUGCUGGAACAAAUUAAUCAGAUGGAAGAAAAUUUGAAUAAACUUAAAAAAGGUGAUUUUCGUGUUAUAGUUCAUCAAAUGGAGCUAGAUAGGAUACGCUUCAUCAUCACUAGCUAUCUAAGGAUACGUUUAUCAAAAAUUGAGGAAUUUACCGUCCAUAUUUUGAGUGAGGAAAGUAGGCGGGAUCAUGCAUCUAAAUAUUUGUCACCAGGUGAAUACAAGUUCGCUACCGAAUAUGUUCGCCACAUGGAAAACCAUUUCCAUCUGCUAGCGUUUCGCCACAUGCCCGGAAAUUUUCAAGAAUUCAAUAAAACCAAGAUGGUUGUUGUCCCCAAUGUGUCAAGUCAUGUAUUCAUUCGUGCCAAAGAGAACAUUGCAACAGUAGUAAUAGAUGACGAAGAAAUAGAUCUGGAAGAAAACAGUCAGCAUAUCCUGCCGUAUUCAUCAGUAAUGGAAUUUGUUCGGAGUGGGUCAGUCCAGCUCAUUUGAAGACCAAAACUGUGCGCUGCUGGUGUUAUUGCAGUGUGCAACUUCAGCCCAUUAAGUUACAGUGCAUAUGGACAAACUCUAAUUAAGCUAAUAAGAUUUAGAUGUGUGCAUUGAAGUUAAGUAAUAGCAUGGUAGUUGUGCUUUAUGUCGUGUGUCAAAGUAAUUCCCAGAUAGCAGGUAUUGACUUUUUUUAAAGAUCAGACAUUUUACAAGCCAUUAAUCUACAAUAGUUUUGAACACACAAGAAUAAAAUUAUCUAUUUGAUUAAUUUAAUCACCAAUUUGCGUGUUUGAUUUAGCUUUAUCCACUAAUCCCAGUCCACUGUUGUCAGUAGUAGGCAUAUGUGUUUAAUUCAUGUUUUCAUCCUUUAUGCAAAAAAAAUUACUAUGAAACUUCAUUCCAUGGCAUAAAGUAAAAUAGUCUGCUGUUGCAAAUACUGUUCUCCAACCAGUUUUUACCUAUGCUGCAUUCAGUAUCAUGCACAUGUAUACAGCUGCAAAGAGCAACAUCCUUCUAAGUGAUGCAGUUUAAUUUAGUUGAGUUGCUUGUCUUGUGGGUUUUAUUCAUGUUCUGGAACAUAUUAGUAGGUUUACAAAUAGGUCAAAAGUAUAUUUUUCUGAAAACCAUUGCUGCAUGGUUGCUAUUUACACAACAGCAUUUUUUCUGUUUUUGUAGAAAAAAUUAUAAAGUACGAUCCAUCUAUAUAAUUAUUGUCUCCUCAGAGAUUCAUCUUAGUAGUAGUAGUAAAGUAGAAAUGACUUCAGUUUGUCUUUAAAACUCUGCCAGUUUCUGUAAUUCACAAAGUAGGUGGUCAAAUAUUUUUUGUGGUUUUAUACUGUGUUCCUUUCUGUAGAGCUAGCUUAAAUUGUCGAGCUUGGAAGAGUUAACAAAAAAAUUUUUGUUUCUGAUUUAAAAUGUCCUUUGCUACCUGUCGGACAUUAAAUGUUAUUGGGCAAAUCUGCAAA
Schistocerca gregaria is the source of this 1696-nucleotide messenger RNA. It is a transcript of the gene Sld5, whose product is annotated as DNA replication complex GINS protein SLD5. Gene Ontology annotation, biological process: double-strand break repair via break-induced replication; DNA-templated DNA replication. The transcript has a single exon. The coding region runs from base 102 to 731 and encodes 209 amino acids. Lineage: Eukaryota; Metazoa; Arthropoda; Insecta; Orthoptera; Acrididae. Gene Ontology annotation, cellular component: GINS complex. The record is from RefSeq and is a predicted model, not a curated record.